Toxorhynchites rutilus septentrionalis is the source of this 4448-nucleotide messenger RNA. It is a transcript of the gene Ube4B, whose product is annotated as ubiquitin conjugation factor E4 B. Gene Ontology annotation, molecular function: ubiquitin-ubiquitin ligase activity. Gene Ontology annotation, biological process: protein polyubiquitination. Lineage: Eukaryota; Metazoa; Arthropoda; Insecta; Diptera; Culicidae. The record is from RefSeq and is a predicted model, not a curated record. The transcript is spliced from 4 exons. Bases 443 to 3931 code for a protein of 1162 amino acids. Gene Ontology annotation, cellular component: nucleus; ubiquitin ligase complex; cytoplasm.
UGUUGGGUAGUAGAAGUGACUAGACACAAAAUUUCCUUAAAUUAACCAGCAUCAUGAGUGGAGUCUGCUGACUUGAUAGGAAAAACGAAAACAUAAAAAUCUUCGCGACGCACGAUAAACAACAAAGUAGAGUGAUAAAUUUAACUUGUUGUUGACGGCAGAACCAGACGGGAAAACAAAAUCAUCCAAGUGAUCUGCGGUUACGGAGCAGCAAAAAAGAAAAUUUUCGCUGCGACGGAAAAUUCAUAGGUGACGUUUCAUUUCACGUUCCGUUUUUUGUCUCGAUCGCUUCGGAAGGCGUAGAAAAAAAGUGCGACGACGAGCGAGCACUUUUGUGUGGUGAAAAACAAAAGGCUUUGUGUUUGCGAUCAUCGGUUUCAAGCAAGCGAGAAAAACGGCAUCAAAAGUGGAAGUCCACCAAGUGAAGAGGAAGCAAUCCGAGAUGGAGCUCACACCGGAGGAAAUUCGGGCGCGGCGACUGCGAAAGCUGGAAACGGGUAGCAGGGGGCCACUGAUUGCGGUCUCCAGUGCACCCGAUAGUGGACAACAACAGCAGCAGCAGGAAACCUCCCCCAGCGAGUCCAACGAAAACUCGACGGCUUCGACUCCUACGGAGAAAGAACCACCUGUUCCUGACAGUUCCGCCAAUACCACCACUGAAACAACGAAGUUCGCAGAGACCGCGACAAAACUACCAGAUAGCAGUGAAAAACCUUCAAGUGUAAGUAGUAUCGUUGAAUCUCCGGUCCAAAAAAUGGACCUUGACACUUCCCUCAGCUCAGCCACAGUGGCUCCCCUGGAAGCUCAUCCGAAGCUGGAAGAUAAAGUUCGCGACGAAGCAGUCACACGCGAGGAGCUGCAGCAAAUUGUGUUCCGCAUCAUGAACAUCAACAGCCAAACCCGCUUCUCCGAGGCACGUUUCACCAUCGAUGGGACGGUGCUGGAAAGUGCCCUCAGCGCACUGGAAGCUAAAAAUUAUAACGAAUUUAGCGCCGAAAUAAUAACGGAGGUGAUAAAGGAGUUCUACGAGGGACGCCUUAUCGAUGCCUGCGGGGGAAGCGCUAGUGCAUCGAUAUCGGACGGCUGGAGUAGCAUUCCUUCGAAGAAAGUUAAACCAAUCGAUAUUGAGGAAGUUUUGGAACAGAGUGGCGGGGGAAGUACAGCGAUGGAAAUUGACACCGAGCAGCUCGGGCUUUGUUCGUCGAAGCCAACGAUUAAAGCCUUCAGCUCGAAUCGGGUGGCUGCCCUAGAUUAUCUCAUCAAUUGCUACUGCAGAGCGAAUGAAGAAUUGUACAAUUAUACCAAAAUCAAGAAGAAUAAAAAGAUGUAUACGAUGGAAUUUUUGCCGGAAAUAGCAACUAUCAUAAGCAACAUUCGCCAGCAGACGUUAAAGUAUGCGAUACUGUUGAUGAAAAAUCGCUUUCAAAAUUUUGCACAAAUAGAAAAUCCGGCCAAGUUAAUAUUGGAAAAGUCUCCGCUUUUGCAGUUAAUGUAUGAGAACAAGGUACCAUCAGACUUUCUGGCCAGAUUAAUGGCCGAAGCGUACAAACAGGAGUUCGACUUUGACGAAAUAUUCACAAUCGUGCUAGACGAUUUGUAUGUCGACAUGCAAAACUCGAUCUGCAGUGAGAAUAUUAUUGGAGAUCCACUGAACCGACUGAAAGAACUCGUAGAGAUCAAGGUGAAAAACUCAAGCCCAAUUUGUAAGCUUAUCGUAAAACAUGUUGUGUUCCUACCGAGACUGACCCUAGACAAAUACGCUGCCCGGGAAAUAUCGAAGGUGUCCUUUUUGGCACCGUUCUUAUCGCUGUCGGUGUUGCUCGACGAGAAUCCGAAAUUCGCCACGCAUCACUUCCUAGAGAAUGUUUGCGAUAGAACCCUGGCGGUCUCGUUCCAAACACUGCUCGGAAACACCCGUAAAGUGUUGCAUCAAAUCUUCCUAUCGUUGCUAACCAAUCUGGAUAGUCGACAAGAGGUGUUGAAAUAUACUUCGGAGAUACUGAAAGCGAAUCAUAAACGAAUCCAGUACAACGCAGACGAUCGAUUCCUGGCAAAGGAUGGAUUUAUGCUGAAUCUGAUGUCCGUCCUUCAGCUGCUAUCAGUGAAAAUAAAUAUGUCGAAAAUAGAUCCUCUCUAUCCGCAUCAUCCGGAAGCUUUGAUUGAGAUUGAAGACGAGACUAAACUGAAAUAUUCCUCUCAGGAAUACAAUGACUGGCUGGAAUCGUUACGAUCCACCAAGAAAUGGGAAACACCGAAAUUUGUCACCCACUGCUGGUUUCUGACGUUGCACGCGCACCAUUUAGGAAUCAUACCGGCAAUUCAGCGCUACAACAAACUGCUGCGAGCCACCAAAGAGCUUCAACGAAUGGUCGACGAGCUAAACUCCAGCAAGGGCCAGUGGGAAAACACGCCACUGGGGCGCCGGAACAAGCAGGUGCUCGAUCGCUGCCGGAAUCAAAUAAACAAACUGUCCAAGGCGAAACUUGGUUGCGACAUUGCGAUCAUCGAUCCCAACGUGCUCGGUGCGUGUAUGCAGUUCUACUCGUCCGUCUGCGAAUACAUGCUGCAUCAGAUCGAGAAUCGACCGAUAGAGGGUCCCUUCGUUAAUAAGCAGUCUCCGGCGACGCUGGUUGCGUGCGAUAAUUUCUGCUCGCUGCCCGAGUGGUACAUCGAGGACAUCGCAGAUUUUAUCCUGUUUUGCAUGCAGCACAGCAUCAGCGCUAUCGACUACGUGGAUAACUCCAUCAUCACCUGGAUACUGACGCUGGUGUGUGCCCCGCAUCUCAUCAAGAAUCCCUACAUCACUGCCAAACUGAUAGAGGUUCUCUUCGUGACCUCACCAACCAUCCAGACGGCAUCGCAGCGCCUCUACCUACAGAUCAUCAACCACGAGCUGGCUCAAACGGCCCUAGUAAGUGCCCUUAUGAAGUUCUACACCGACAUCGAAACGACGGGCCAGAGUACUGAGUUCUACGACAAGUUCACCAUCCGCUAUCACAUCAGCCAUCUGUUCAAGGGUCUCUGGGACAGCGCGGUCCACCGGCAGGCGAUCGUCAGCGAGUCCAAGGGUGGGAAACAGUUUGUCAAAUUUGUGAAUUUCUUCCUGAACGACACUACCUACCUUCUGGACGAGUGUCUGGAGUAUCUCAAGCGUAUCCACGAAACACAGGUACUGAUGAUGGACGAGACGGCAUGGAAUGAACUAGGGGCAGAUGCGCAUCAGAGUAGACAAAGGCAGCUGGUGCAAGACGAACGGCAGUGCAGAUCGUACCUAACACUGGCCCGGGAAACCGUUGACAUGUUCCACUAUCUGACGAUCGACAUCAAAGAGCCCUUCCUGCGACCAGAACUUAUCGAUCGGUUAAGUUCGAUGUUGAAUUACAAUCUGCAGCAGUUGUGCGGUCCGAAGUGCAAUGACCUACGCGUUCGCAAUCCCAUGAAGUAUGGAUGGGAACCACGAAGGCUACUCGGUCAACUGAUCGAUAUCUAUCUCCACUUGAGCUGUGAUCAAUUUGCUGCCGCCCUUGCGGCUGAUGAACGGUCGUUCGAACGUCAUCUUUUCGAAGACGCUGCCAACCGUGUAGAGCGCAUUGGGAUACGUACCGCGCUGGAGGUGGACGAGUUUCGAAAACUCAUUCGCCAAGCCUCCGAAAUCUAUAUCCAAAAUCAGCAAAAUGCAGAUGAGUUUGCCGAGGCUCCGGACGAGUUCAAGGAUCCACUGAUGGACACUAUGAUGACAGAUCCAGUGAUACUGCCUUCGGGAACGAUCAUGGACCGAUCGAUCAUCACCCGACACUUGCUCAACAGCAGCACAGACCCUUUCAAUCGACAACCUCUCACGGAAGAUAUGCUCAUUCCGGCCACUGAACUGAAGGAACGCAUCGAGCAAUGGAUCCAGAGCUAUCGCGAAAAGAAGAAACAACAAAACUAGAUGAUUUUGUAGAAAAAAUAACUUCAAUCUUUUGUGAAGACGUCGAACGCGUUCUCGAACUGUGAGGGCAAACACUCGAAAGCUGAAUUUAAUACUAUUACGGAUAUAUAGACGUAUUUAUAUAACUAGAAAUAAGAUAGGAUCCCUCUGGUUUUUAACGCUGCGAAAAAAAAAGCUUUGCUCUAAAUCUUCCGUGCAUUACAACUUGUCCUAUUUUGGUUUGCCUGAAAUAUUACUCAUCAUAGCAAUUGCAAUAAUUCGUAAACAUAAUUCUUGCCCCAAAUGGAAAAGAAUGCAGCCACUGUAAAGUAAGAGCGGCAUCAUAUUUUCAGUUCUCUAGAAUGUUCUCUUGCGUUCGAUCAAAGUUAGGCGUUUUCUCCAGGAGAAAUGCUGCUAAUGAUAGAAGAAGAAGAAGAAGAUAUAGCAAACAGAUGGGACAUCGAAGAUAAAUGUCCCUAUUCUUAAUCCGGAUCGUGUAUAAGCUAGUACAUUGAAUAAAAAAAAAAAAUAAACGUUU